UCUGGAAAAGCGGCUGCUUUUCUGGAAUAAGUGGCCCAGUGUAGACACAGCCGAAGAGUUUUCCAAAUCCAGAACAAAUUGAUUGUUUCUCUCUGCCUGGCAGGGAAGAACCUGGCCAGUUUCACAUAGAAGCGUAAUCUGUUUUACAGCCUGGCUCUCCUGAACUUGCUGAGCUGCGGGGCUGUUUGGGUGGCAGCCACAGGUGUCUGGGGAGGGAGGGUAUCGUCUCCUUGCCUGCAUCAGGUGGAAUUCUUGGAAAAGAGGAGACCUGCUGCCUGCCCGUGUGCGUUUAGCGAGUGGAACGGUGCCCACUUUCAUCUGUGCAUGGCCCUUUAAUUUCUGACUCCCUCUAAGCUGCAAGUCCUACUCCUGCACUUUCCCCUCCUGCCGUCGCCUCCCAUCUGCUGCCUCCGGAACUUAGCUGAGAGAUGCACCUACCGCCCUUGUUGAAACAGACACACGGGCGUUUGUGCUGAGUGCUUCAGACGUCCCUCCCCCGCCCUCUCCAGCUAACCUGCUGACAUGCAGCUGUCUUAGUUACACCAUUGCAGCCAGAAUCCCUGUGGCCUGGCAAAGCCUGACGCCUCUCUCCUUACCCAGCUCAGCUGCAGGGACAGAGAACCCUUAGCUAGAUGCCUGGGAUCGCGGGGGGACUGUGAUUCAAGCCAGCUCCAAUCUUGCUGGCAUCGGCGUCAGAGAGAGUCCCCUUGCUUGCCACCCCCUGCUCGCCGCGAUGGACACGGAACCACCACUGCAGCUGCGCAUCUUCGAUCUCAAUUGCUGGGCGAUCCGCUACUUGAGCAAGCUGCGGCAGGAGCGCAUCGGACUGAUUGGCGACACACUGAGCCAGGAGGGCUUUGACUUGGCGCUCUUACAGGAGGUGUGGAGCGAGAGGGACUACUGUGAGCUGAAACAGAAGCUGGCUGCCCACUACCCUUACUCCCACUACUUUAAAAGUGGGGUGAUUGGCAGCGGGCUCUGCGUGUUCAGCAAAUACCCGAUCCUGGACACCUUCCUGUACCAGUACUCCCUGAAUGGCUACCCCUACAUGCUCCAGCACGGGGACUGGUUCUGCGGCAAGGCCGUGGGGCUCCUUGUCAUCAAGAUCUGUGGGGUUCUCUUCCACGUCUAUGUGACCCACUGUGUUGGCUCCCAGGGCUGUGAGGACGGCUGCACCCUGGUGCCGGCCAACUGCUUCACGUCCAAGAUGGACCUGCAGCCCUUCCCGCUGGGAAUCCGCAUUGACUACGUUCUCUACAAGGGCCUGUCCCACUUUGUGGUGAAGUGCGACAGCCUCGUGACCACCACAGGCAUCGCCCCCGGUAAGAGCAUCCCCUACUCGGACCACGAAGCCGUCAUCGCUACGCUGUGCGUGAAGAGACGCCAGGAGGCCAAGGGCUUGGGCGGCAGCGCAGUGGAGCCGGAGCUGGUGGACGUGGUGAACGAGGCCCGGACGGAGGUGAGGGUAGGGCUGCACGCCGCCGAGCGCCAGCGCUACACCAACGGCCGCAUGGCCAUCCUGGCCCUGCUGCUGCUGCUGCUGCAGGCGGCCAUGGGCCUGAGCUCGCUGGUGGGCUGGGAUUCCCAGCAGCCUUUCCCCAAGUUCUCCUUCUCCCUGCUGAGCCUGCUGGCUACGGUGGUGCUGCUGGUCUCGGCCGUGCUGUACGUCUUCCACACCAUCGAGGUGAGGAUGCUGCAGGGGACGGAGGAGCAGAUGAGGCUGGCGCUCCAGGCGCUGCAGGACAAGCUCGGCUCCUUGUAGGACAGCGGCGGGGUGUCAAGGGACCAAGCAGAGCCUAGGUGCUCCCUGGAUGGCGCUGCCUGCUGGCAAUAGCUGCUCCGGAGAGCCGGGGCAGGCAGGUGGGUCCUUUGCCUUUGAUUGCUCCACACACUUUUUUAUGGGUUAACUUGAUUUUUAAACAAGCAGCAUUUGGUAUCGGACCGAUUGCAGCAGGUUUUACAGAGCGGCCCUUUGGGCUUCAAUAAAACCUUUCUGAACAGA
Pelodiscus sinensis (Chinese soft-shelled turtle) is the source of this 2002-nucleotide messenger RNA. NCBI's taxonomy places the organism in Eukaryota, Metazoa, Chordata, Testudines, Trionychidae. The record is from RefSeq and is a predicted model, not a curated record.